Messenger RNA from Tympanuchus pallidicinctus (lesser prairie-chicken), 2252 nucleotides. RefSeq names its product solute carrier family 18 member A1 (gene SLC18A1). Gene Ontology annotation, molecular function: serotonin:sodium:chloride symporter activity; xenobiotic transmembrane transporter activity. NCBI's taxonomy places the organism in Eukaryota, Metazoa, Chordata, Aves, Galliformes, Phasianidae. The transcript has 16 exons. Gene Ontology annotation, cellular component: terminal bouton; synaptic vesicle membrane. Bases 129 to 1700 code for a protein of 523 amino acids. Gene Ontology annotation, biological process: transmembrane transport; xenobiotic transport; aminergic neurotransmitter loading into synaptic vesicle. The record is from RefSeq and is a predicted model, not a curated record.
GCUGCAAUAAAUUCCCUGGGAGCAGCAGCUCCGAGCACUCUGCUGUCAGCUCUGCACACUGGGAUGCGUCCAGGGGUUGCAGGACAUCGCUGGCCCUGACAGUAGAGCCAGGGGACCAAGCCCCAGCAAUGCUCCCAGCAGCCAUCCCCACGUCCCAGAGCUGGCUGGCACGGGGCCGGGCAUCACGGAGGCUGGCACUGGUGGUGGUGUUCGUCGCACUGCUGCUGGACAACAUGCUGCUGACUGUUGUGGUGCCUAUCAUCCCCACCUUCCUUUAUACAAUAGAAUAUGAAGGUGCCAACAGCUCUGCUGCCCUGCAUCAACCCGAGUCACCUCCCUCAGCCAUCGAAGAUCCUCCUUUCUCCCCCAUGUCCUCCUAUUUUGACACCAGCACCACGAUGACCUUGGGCUCCCCCAGAACUAUGGAGCUGCAGACAGGGACCAGCGCCAGGCACCCACAGCAUCCCCCUAUGAGCUCCCCAUCACCCAAUGACUGCCCACAGGGUGAGGAAUUCCUCACGCAGGAGAACAUGCGUGUUGGGCUGCUCUUUGCCUCCAAGGCUCUCGUCCAGCUUCUGGUCAACCCCAGUGUGGGGCUGCUGACCAACAGGAUAGGAUACCACAUUCCCAUGUUCAUUGGUUUCGUCAUCAUGUUUCUCUCCACGCUCAUGUUUGCAUUUUCUGGCACCUACACGCUGCUGUUCAUCGCUCGUGCUCUGCAAGGCGUUGGUUCCUCCUUCUCAUCAGUUGCAGGCUUGGGCAUGCUGGCCAGCAUCUACACAGAUGACUUCGAGAGAGGCAACGCCAUGGGCAUCGCUCUUGGAGGGUUGGCCUUGGGUGUGCUGAUCGGGGCCCCAUUUGGCAGCGUGAUGUACGAGUUUGUGGGGAAAGCCUCCCCCUUCCUGGUCCUGGCAUUCUUAGCCCUGCUGGAUGGAGGUUUGCAGCUUUGCAUUCUGCAGCCCUCCAAGGUCUCCCCUGAGAGCACCAGAGGCACACCAGUGCUCACCCUGCUGCGGGACCCCUACGUGCUGGUGGCUGCAGGAGCCCUCUGCUUCUCCAACAUGGGGGUGGCCAUGCUCGAGCCCACCUUGCCCAUCUGGAUGAUGCAAACCAUGUGCUCCCCCAAAUGGCAGCUUGGGAUGGCAUUCCUUCCGGCCAGCAUAUCUUACCUCAUUGGCACCAAUCUCUUUGGGCUCCUGGCUAAUAAAAUAGGCCGGUGGCUAUGCUCCCUGAUUGGCAUGGCUGUGGUGGGGAUCAGUCUGCUCUGUGUGCCCCUGGCAAAAAAUAUUUAUGGGCUGAUUGGCCCAAAUGGUGGGCUUGGCUUCGCCAUAGGAAUGGUGGACUCCUCCAUGAUGCCUAUUAUGGGUUACCUCGUGGACCUUCGCCACACCUCUGUCUAUGGCAAUGUCUAUGCCAUUGCAGAUGUUGCCUUCUGCAUGGGCUUUGCAAUUGGUCCCUCAACAGGCGGUGCGAUUGUACGAGCUAUUGGGUUUCCCUGGCUGAUGGUCAUCAUUGGAGUUACCAACAUUGUUUAUGCUCCUCUCUGCUGGUUCUUGAGAAGCCCUCCUGCUAAAGAGGAGAAGAUAGCAAUUUUAAGCCAGGAAUGCCCCAUGCAAACCAAAAGCUCCACCGCUCAGAAGCCACUGCGGGAUUUCCCUCUCCCAGACAACAGUGAUGUGGAGGCAGAAAAUGUGGAAUAGCAGCAAGGCUGCAUGUCUUGCUUGAAGCUAUGUUAAGUUCACAGAGCAAUGUAUCUCUCAGCACCCAGGAAUAACCCAAGACCUGUAGGCACAGGACGGACAUGGGCUGAACGUUCAGCUGUUCUCCUGGCACUCAAUCUACAUCAGGGAAUGCACUUGGAGGCUUCCUGCCCAACUCUGCCACCCCUUUGCUGGGUGACAUCCAGGAAGAUCACUCAAAAUCCACCUCAGAUGUAAAAAACAUACAAUGUAGAGAAUAAUGCCGUGCUGUCCUGGGCUGCCAGCCCACACAACAGGGAUAAGACCAACACCUCUCCCACACGAGUUGCAUUCGUUAAUGUCUUUUAAGUGCUUAUUACUUUUGGAAGAAAAGCACCAGAGAAAACCAAAAUGAAGUCAGCAGCUUCAGGACAUCCCUUCCUCCAUAGUUCUGCUGUAAUCCCCAGCACAAAACCUUUCUGUAUCAGCAGGAUCCAAUAAAGACAGCUCUGUCCUGUUCAUGUGCUCCAUGCUCACUUGAAGGCAGUAAAAGUUCCUUGUUGUCUCGGUACA